Ilex paraguariensis (yerba mate) is the source of this 2298-nucleotide messenger RNA. The record is from the annotation of a GenBank genome assembly. Lineage: Eukaryota; Viridiplantae; Streptophyta; Magnoliopsida; Aquifoliales; Aquifoliaceae.
GCAAUUGUGGCAAUACAAAAUAAAGGUUCACAUGAGUGAGGUGAUUUUCCACUCCAUCUGAAUACAGGAUUGAACUACUUGGUCAAUGCUUGCUCUUUCUCCAUUUGUCUGUUUUGGAGUCAAUAAAAGUUGGAGUCUCCUCUAGGUUCUAACCUUAACAGGGAGCUUUUUCAUAUGCUGAAUUGGAAUGGAAACCAUCUUAACAUAUUUGGAAAUAUCAUAAGGUUUCCAUUUAGAAAAUAAGUUUCUUUCAAGUCAAAGCAGUCCUGUGGCUUACUUGUCGUGGAAAUUGCUCCCUUAUCCCCCUCUGAAAAUGAGGGAAUGGUAACAAUUUAUCUUUGUCAAUGUUGUGCUUGACUCCACAUUAACUGGAGGUGCACCUUUCAACUGAGUGAGAAGGAGAUCACUUCCUAUCAGAGUAUUGGAAAAGGAAGCCUGUGCUUGACAAGUGGUACUACAAGCAAAGAGGUUUCAGAUAGAACAACUCUUAGCAACGCCUAAAUAGGUCGUACCCUUUGUUUCAUGUGUGCAUCUGGGUUCUAAACCUGGUUGACACCAUGAUACUCAAUCCAUUGUAAGGCUAUUGGAGGAUUAUUUCUAUUUUUGACUGGCAGUUUUUUUUUUCUCAUAAUUGGCUUUUAGCUUCUUCUCACAUACAAGCCAGAGACUCUACAUGAUUAUUUUAGUUGGAUAGACUGUUUACUGUUGUUGAUAUGUAGGAGUGAGUGUGGAAGUUGUUACUCAUCACCAUCAUCUUUGUGGUGCCUUUCAUUUAUAAUUUGAUUGUUAUUUGGGCGCAACAGCAUUCUAUAAGAAGCAGCCUUUUUCUGCAUGCUCUUUUACUUAUAAAUAAAUUGGUGAUUACUAUGCAAAUACAAGACUUGUGCUCAUCUCCAUUAUGUUGCACACUUUUUAUAACAGGUGUUAGUUUUCACUGAUAAUUGUUUCCUGCUUACAGUAUAUAAAUUUGAUAUGUGGUAUAAAUAUCAUUACCUAGGCUUGAUGACAUCUUUGCGAAAACUUUUGCUCACUGGUAAUCCAUUGCGAACUCUUCGAAGCUCGUUGGUUUCUGGACCUACACAUGCUUUAUUAAAGUAUCUUCAGAGUAGACUUCCAGCUGAUGAAGAGACUGGUGUUUCUCCUGCAACUAAAGAGGAAGUAGUUGCAAUGGCAGCUCGGAUGUCUCUUACUUCAAAGGAACUUUCUUUGGCGGGGCUAGGGUUGAGUGCUGUCCCAUCAGAUGUAUGGGAAUCUAGUGAAAUCAAAAAAGUAGAUCUUUCAAGGAACUUGAUUGAAGAGUUACCAGUUGAACUUUCCUCUUGUGUUUCUCUUGAGACUUUGAUUUUAUCUGGGAACAAGAUGACAGAAUGGCCAGGUGCAAUUAUAAAGCAGCUUUCUAAUAUUCUGUGUUUGAAGCUGGACAACAAUAUACUUCGACAAAUUCCGUCAGAUGGUUUCCAAGCUGCUUCCAAGCUUCAGGUUCUGGAUCUAAGUGGUAAUGCUAAUUGUUUACCGGAACAUCCAGCAUUUUCUAGCUUACCGCAUUUAAAGGAGCUUUACUUGAGACGGAUGCAGAUAUCUGAUGUACCAUCAGAUAUAUUGAUUUUACAGGACUUAAGGAGUCUUGAUUUGAGUCAAAAUUCCCUUCGAUUGAUUCCAGAGGGUUUCAAAAAUCUUACUACUCUUAUGGAGCUUAACCUUUCAGACAAUAAUAUCACUACGCUUCCUCCAGAACUGGGAUUGCUUGAACCCAGCCUACAAAUGCUAAAACUUGAUGGAAACCCACUGAGAAGCAUUCGGAGGACAAUUUUGGAUCGAGGAACUAAAGCUGUUUUGGCAUACUUGAAGGACAAAAUUGUAGAGCAGUAGUCUCUCUCUCUCUCUCUCUCUCUCUCUCUCUCUCUCUCUAGGUGGGUGUGUGUGUGGUUGCGAGCUUUGCAUUUGUGCGUGGUGUGCUGCACUAUUUUCGCUAUUGACUUCAAAUUUGUGGAACUUGAAUUAGCAGGCCAAAGUUAUAGCUUAACUGCAUAGUUUCAUAUUUAUUCAAUUAUGCUCACUGUCGAGCAAAAGAUGAUUCCCAAGUAGUUCACGCCUUUCCCACCUUGUCCCUUGUCCCUUGUCCCCGAGGCAAGGUUUGGGUCUCACCCUCCCCAUCCACUGUACAUUGUACUCUGUUGUUGGAACCAAAAACUAAAGAGUUCACGUGUCUGUAAUUUUAUAAAUUCCUUGCUUUUAUGUGAUUGAUUUCUACACUAUUGUAAUUGCACAGUUGAUCAAGAACUAUUCUAUUCCUAUAGU